UAGGUUUUGAGAGGACACACGCCGGGGACGCUGCUCUUCAUACAAUAAAUUUAAAGAAAAACAUUUGUUUAUUUUGUAGCAUAAGCAUUAUUUUAGCAGCUGACCAGGCAAUGUUUCGGCAGACUAAGACGGUGUUUCAAAAACUUCGACAUGUUCGUUUUAGUGGACAGCAGCAAACGUGGAGGCUGAGGAGCACUUCAGCAAGAGAAAAGGCUCUUCAGUACCAACCAGGGCAGAAAAUCCAUGGUUUUACUGUCAGAGAGGUUGUAGCAGUCCCUGAUUUGUCUCUCACAGCGGUGAAGUUGAGCCAUGAUAAAACUGGAGCUCAGUAUUUGCACGCAGCCAGGGAUGACUCAGAAAACCUCUUCAGUGUCCAGUUCAGGACCACCCCYAUGGACAGCACCGGGGUCCCCCACAUCCUGGAGCACAUGGUCCUGUGUGGAUCAGAGAAGUAUCCUUGCAGGGAUCCCUUCUUUAAGAUGCUCAACCGGUCCCUGUCCACUUUCAUGAACGCCAUCACAGGUUCUUUACCUACGGAGACUUGCCCCUGGAGAAUCAUCUGCAGCAGAUUCAACAAGAAGCUCUGUGCAAGUUCGAGCGCAUCGAGCCAAACACAGAGGUCCCCCCUCAGCCUCGCUGGGCCAGGCCGAGAGAAGAUCAUGUGACCUGCAGCCCUGACGCUCUGGCUCCAGAUCCAGCCAAGCAGAACACGCUGUGUGUGAGCUACCUGCUGGGAGACAUCACUGAUACAUUUGAAGGAUUCACUCUCAGCCUGUUGUCGUCCCUGAUGAUCUCUGGACCAAACUCCCCCUUCUAUAAAUCUCUCAUUGAACCCAAAAUAGGAAGCGACUUCUCCUCUGUUAUUGGAUACGACGGGAGCCUUAAAGAAGCGUCGUUCAGCGUCGGGUUGCAGGGGAUGGCUGAGGAGGACACACAUAGCUUCAUCCUGGAACCAUAAUGGCGACCCGGUGGAGCUGCUGAAAAUCAGUGACAAUGUCUCCAAGUUCAGACAGGCUCUGAAAGAAAACCCUCGCUUUCUCCAGGAAAAAGUCAAACACUAUUUUAAGGAUAACACACAUCGUUUGACCCUGAAGAUGAGCCCAGAUGAGGGCUAUCUGGAAAAGCAAGCCGAAGCUGAGGAGAAGAAGCUGCAAGAAAAGAUUCAGGCUCUGUCAGAUGCAGAUAAAAAACUGAUUUAUCAAAAAGGUCUGGAGUUACUGGCUGCUCAAAGUCAAGUUCAGGAUGCUUCGACUCUGCCUGCACUCAAAGUGUCCGACAUCGAGCCGACGAUACCCAUCACCCCUGUUCAGAUGGGCUCUGCAGGAGAUGUGCCGGUGCAGUACUGUGAGCAGCCCACCAAUGGUUUGGUGUACUUCAGGGCCAUGUGUAGUCUCAACACUCUGCCGGAGGACCUCAGGGUUUAUGUCCCACUCUUCUGCAGCGUGGUCACCAGGAUGGGCUGUGGAGCUCUGGACUACAGACAACAGGCCCAGCAGAUGGAGCUGAGGACGGGGGGGAUGUCUGUCUCCAGUCAAAUCAUCCCUGACUCGACCCAAAUGGACACGUUUGAGCAGGGUGUCCUCUUGUCCUCUUCCUGUCUGGACAGGAACCUUGCUCACAUGUUUCAGCUGUGGAGUGAUAUAUUCAACAGCCCCCAUUUUGACAACGAAGAGCGUCUGAGAGUGCUGGUGAUGAUGUCAGCGCAGGAGCUGGCCAACGGGAUCUCCUCCUCUGGUCACAUGUAUGCCAUGACCCGAGCCAGUCGCCACCUGACAUCAGCUGGGGGGCUUCAGGAGACGUUUGGUGGGAUGGAGCAGGUGAAGUUUAUGAAGAGGGUAGCUGAGAUGCCAGACCUCAGUCAGGUCAUUCGAACAUUACCCAGAAUCAAAAAACACCUUUUCAACCCCGAAAACAUGAGGUGUGCGAUCAAUGCAACUCCUSAGAAAAUGUCUGAAUCAGCAGCACAGUUGGAGAGUUUUAUAAAGGAUGUUGCUGAAAACAAAAAAGAACGCAAACCUGUGAGAACAAAUAUUAUUAAGAAACCUCUUGACCCUGUUGAUGAUUCUGGACCAUUUAGAAAUCUCAUAACUGAGCCAAAUUURCAACCGUGUCAGAUGAAGACGUUCUUCCAGAUGCCCUUCCCAGUUAACUUUGUCAGCGAGUGUAUCCGUACUGUGCCGUUCUGCCACCAGGAUUAUGCCAGUUUGAGCAUUUUGGCGAGGAUGAUGACAGCAAAAUUUCUGCAUGGAGAAAUCCGGGAGAAGGGUGGAGCUUAUGGAGGCGGGGCCAAUAUGGGAGGCGGCGGCGUGUUUUCCUUUUACUCCUACAGGGAUCCGAACUCUGUGCAGACAUUAUCUGCAUUUCAUAAAGGAGUGGAGUGGGUCAAAUCAGGACAGUUCUCUCAACAAGACGUGGAUGAAGCCAAGCUGUCUGUCUUCUCUCUUGUAGACUCACCUGUGGCCCCCUCAAACAAAGGAACGCACAACAUGAAAACUCAUCAGUGUUUUGCAAAAUCCUCCGUUAAGAACUUUCAUAAUUCCAUUCUGUACAAACUCAUUAAAUGACCUCAGAUUGUGAAAAUAAAACAAAGCUGAAUCAGUUUUCUGUUUUGCCACAAAUAGAAAUAACGUUUGAGUGCUGAAAAACUGCUGUAAUUUCAAAAAGAAGCUGAAACUGAAAAGCUAAUUGCUGAAUCAGCAUUCACUCAAGUAAAUGAGCACAAAACCCAGUUGUUGUUUUUUUCCACACAAUAACUGCUUUAUUUCCUCUGACUGGACAGUCUUAGUAAAGCAACAUGAACAAUG
Messenger RNA from Austrofundulus limnaeus, 2804 nucleotides. RefSeq names its product pitrilysin metallopeptidase 1 (gene pitrm1). Gene Ontology annotation, cellular component: mitochondrial matrix. Gene Ontology annotation, biological process: protein processing. The record is from RefSeq and is a predicted model, not a curated record. Gene Ontology annotation, molecular function: metal ion binding; metalloendopeptidase activity. NCBI's taxonomy places the organism in Eukaryota, Metazoa, Chordata, Actinopteri, Cyprinodontiformes, Rivulidae.